UCUCCUGGUCAAUAAAUGGGCAUCUCUUUUGGUCCUUGCUUCCCUUCCUAAUAAUAAAUUAACAAUUAAUACAGUACUUGGUAAUUUGGGGUCCAACAACACCAUCCUCUUUUUAAUAGCACCCAUUUUCUCUUCCUAACAACAAGCUCCACCAUGAACCCGCCGGAAUUCCCCUCCGCCGCCGCCGGAACAUCUUCGCCGCCGGGAAAGAAAGAGCUCCAGCUCCAAGGGACACGCCCGCCGCCGCUCAGAGUCAGCAAAGACUCCCACAAGAUCCGCAAACCGCCGCUUCCCCCCACCGCACACCAACCGCCGCCGCCGCCGCCGCCGGAGCAGCGGAAGCCGGUGAUCAUCUACACCGUGUCUCCCAAAGUCCUCCACGUCACCGUCAGCGACUUCAUGAACGUCGUCCAGCGCCUCACCGGACCCUCCUCCGGCGCAGAACCCAAUCUCCGAGCCGGCGACGUAUCGCCGGCGGCGAGACUCGCGUCGAUCGAGAGAACGAGCCCGUCGGAGAGGGAGAAAGUUCGCAGCGAAGACAACGACGUGACGUUGAUGUUAGAAGGAGUGGAAGUGGGUCAAUUCCCCGGAAUAUUGUCGCCGGCGACGUUGCCCCCGAUAUCACCAGGGUUUUUCUCGGAAUCGCAAACGACGUCUUUUUGGAAUGACUUGAGCCCCUUUUGGUCAACGACCAGCUUCAUUGCGAGUCCGUCGGGGCUUUUUCCCGGCAACGUGAUGUCUCCGCUGCCGUCGCCGGACAUCUUUAAUCUCUUUUACUAAUUUCAUUUUCCUUUUUUUUCGGCCAAAGACUUUUCGGUUUUUUAUUUAUGAUUAAUUCAACGUUUCGCUGACUUUUGUGCCAUAAGUUUUGUAGUAGUGAGUAUACAUUGUUGUACUGGGAAAAGAUAAUCAAUGAGACAAUGAGGACUCUUCAAUUCAAACUUUA
Messenger RNA from Glycine soja, 946 nucleotides. RefSeq names its product protein MKS1-like. The record is from RefSeq and is a predicted model, not a curated record. Gene Ontology annotation, cellular component: nucleus. The transcript has a single exon. Lineage: Eukaryota; Viridiplantae; Streptophyta; Magnoliopsida; Fabales; Fabaceae. Bases 154 to 780 code for a protein of 208 amino acids.